GCCGCCCGCCCCGCCCCUCUCCCUGUAUCCUCUGGCGCCCCAUCGGGCCAUGGUGCCGUCCGAGCUGGCCGCGCGCCUCAACUGCGCCGAGUACAAGAACUGGGUGAAGGCGGGCCACUGCCUGCUGCUGCUGCGCGGCUGCCUGCAGGGCUUCGUCGGCCGAGAGGUGCUCGCCUUCCACCGCGCGCUGCUCGCCGCCGCCCCCGGCCUGGGCCCCCAAGCCGCCUGCCGCAGCGGCUCGCGGUGCAGCCCGCGCGCCCGCCAGUUUCAGCCUCAGUGUCAGGUGUGCGCAGCGUGGAAACAGGAAAUUUUGAAACAUCAUACCAACAGAAAUGGAGACGUCUACUGGGGAAACUGCCGGCCGGGCCGCUGGCCCGUCGACGCCUGGGAGGUAGCCAAGGCCUUCAUGCCCCGAGGACUGGCAGACAAAACAGGCCCCGAGGAAUGUGAUGCAGUUGCUCUUCUAAGUCUCAUCAACUCCUGUGAUCACUUCAUGGUUGAUCGGAAGAAAGUCACAGAGGUGAUUAAGUGUCGUAAUGAGAUCAUGCACUCUUCAGAGAUGAAAGUGUCUUCUGUGUGGCUUCGAGAUUUUCAGAUGAAAAUCCGAAAUUUCCUGAAUGAAUUCACGAAUAUCCCAGAGAUUGUGGCCGUAUACUCCAGAAUAGAACAGCUGCUGACGUCUGACUGGGCUGUUCACAUUCCCGAGGAAGAUGAACGAGAUGGAUGUAACUAUGAAACAGGAGUUUACCUGAGUGAGAACCAAAUAAAUGAAAUAGAAAUGGAAUUACUAAAGGAAAAACUGCAAGAGAUGUAUCUUCAAGCAAAAGAACAAGAAGUGUUGCCUGAAGAGAUCUCAAAUCGACUGGAAGUGCUGAAAGAAUUUCUGAAAGACAAUGAGGAUCUUCGAAGUGGUCUUACGGAAGACAUGCAGAAGCUAGACAGCUUCCAUCUACAGCAUCAAAAACCGCAUUCAGAGGAGCCUGGGGCACAGACACCUGAAGGAAAAGCCUGAGGUUGCCCUUGGACAAAAACCAGGCAUGUUCUGUGAAAGUCAACAUGGCGUCCAUCUCAGCCAUCCUUUUCUGUACAAUGGGAAAAUCUUUUACGACAGUACUCCACCCAAACAAAAAGGAAUUUUUGUUGUCUUUUCCUGGACUUUCCUUUGACUCUUUGGGAGUAUUUUUUUAAUAUUCAUAAGCUUGAUAUUGUAUAAUCUAAACUGACUGAAAAAUAUUAGAUACUCUCUUGCCAAAGCUUGCUAUCACCCAGGGUGUGUGUUUUUGUUUGAGGGGUUUUUGUUUUGUUUUGUUUUGUUCACUAUUUAAAAGGUGAGAUUCUUUUCUGGUCCUAAACUCUAGCUAUUUAACAUAGUAAAGGCUGUGUUCAGCCAGGCCUGUGUGAAGGGUCACACGGUUUUCUACCCACUGGCACACAAGUCCUGUCCCCAGUCCCCCCCCACCCUUCCUAAAAGUCUUUUUCAUGAGGAUGCCCACAGGGUGGGCUGUGAUAUAAGUGUUGAGAUAGAAAUCCUUCCUUUUUGGAAGAAGGCAAGAAAAACAAUUGCCUAACAGGCCAUUUUCUAGCCAUUUCCAAUUACUACAGAACUGUUAGUACCCGGUGUCUCUGGUAUCUUGAGGCAGCAGGGCAAGGAGGUGGGCUCAGGCCGGUCAGUGGGGACUGGAGAACACAGUGACUUGACCCACCAAAGCUGGGGCAGGGCCCAGGCCAGCGUCACAAAUGGGUGUCGGGGAAAGCUCUGCACUGGCUAUCUUGUUUAUGGCACCGUUAGGAAAAGCCAACUCCCACGGCAGUCACAGCUCUUUCUGUUCUGAGCACAAGGCCUGGCCUCGUGUGCUCGAUGACUAUUUGUUGACUGAAGGUCAACCGAUAGCUUAGGAGUAUUCAGAGAUGUAAAUGUUAGUUAGACGAUUAACUAAGCCUGGGCCUUCAUUGUGACAUUUAAGAAGGAAAUUUCAACAUCCUUAUGGAAAUUGAGACAUCAUUUUCUUUCAACAAAUUCAUGAAUUCAUUCAUACUUCCUCUAUUCCUUUUACGCAAAAAGUCAUCCACUUCUGACUUUGUCCUGUUUGUUUCCUGGACUGCGAAACCACCGUCCUGUUGUAUGCAGUGGUCUGCGGGGUCAGCCUCACGCCUACCUUCCCCUACAUCUGCUCAUUUCAGAGCCCCCAGCACUUAACUGGGCCAUGUCGCCUAUGGACCUUCAGGGACAGAGUUGCCAUGUUCUUCACCACCUGGAGGAAGGACUUCAUUCCAAGCCCAAGUGAAGCCUUACUCCUUUGCUUACCCAGCUGCCCAUCAAGGAUGCGAUCAGUAGAGGAUGGGCAGAGGGUAGGUAUAUUUGGUAUAUUCUUGCAUUAAAAUGCAUGUAUGGUAAUUCAGUAAAACCUGGAUCAAUCCAGAUAUGCCUGUAACUUCCUGCUUUAAUCUUUCCUGUUACUAUUUAGUCUUUAAUCUUACAUUUUCUUCCUUCAUUUCAUGGAGUUCCUUUAGAAGACUUCAAUAGUAAAGUAAGGAUUUUCAUUCAUCUUGCAACUCCCCCCCAAACUAAGAAACUUAAUGAACUGUUUCCCAGCUUCUAGAUAGAAGAUACAAAACUUGGGAUCAAAUUAAAUCUUGAUUCUCUAACCACUUUAAGACCUAAUUUCUAACUUUAGGAACUUUGGGUUAUGAACACUUUUAUUUCACACCUCUCAUAUCUAGUUAGCUUUUCCUUAUCUAUCCAACAAACAUUUUUUGGCUAUGCCAGGCACUGAAGUAGAUGCAAAUGUGAGGAUUUGUGAGGUAUGGACAAUUGUAUACGAGCUAUCAUUUUACUGGAUUAACUGUCUGCUCUGAUAAAGAUAUUGUUCAGAAAACAUACUGUCAACAUUUAAUUACAUCCAAAGUGAAAUGAAGAAAGGAAGACAUGCCCAGAGCGGGCUUUAAAAGGAAAUGGAGCGUGUACAGGGACAUCAACCUGUGGGCCUCUGUUGCAGAUCUGUGCACGUAGUCUGUGCACGUGAGCGCAGGGCGUGCACAAAAGGGUGUUCGCGGCAGCAUUGGCGGCCAGCCAUCAAGAGAGGCCUGGUUACAUAAAUCACAGCACGUCCACGCUAGAGUAUUAUGCAAGUGUUAAAAAGAAUGAGGUAAUGCUGCAAUGCAGUAAUAUGAGUGGUCUCUAAGACAUAUUAAUAGAAAAGCAGAAUGUUUAACAAUGCAUAGCAUGCAGUGAAACUCUUUGUAUUUUCAAAUACUAGAGGUCUGGAAAGUUGUGUGCUUUUCCCAGGCUUUUUUACUGUGUUCCCUCUGUGAAAGGACUGGGGUUGAGGGAGGUGGGUGGAAGAAAUUCAGCUUUUCUAUUUUGUAUACUUGCGUAUGAAAUUUUUACAACAAACAUGCACUCAUGUAUUUUGAGAUUUUUUAAUUAAAAUUUUUAAUUUCAAAAUAAUAAAGAGACAUGAAUAAUAUAAGGUCAAA
Molecule: messenger RNA, 3477 nt
Organism: Equus caballus (horse)
Lineage: Eukaryota; Metazoa; Chordata; Mammalia; Perissodactyla; Equidae
Gene: CXHXorf38
Product: chromosome X CXorf38 homolog
Source: RefSeq, a predicted model, not a curated record